Spodoptera frugiperda (fall armyworm) is the source of this 4141-nucleotide messenger RNA. It is a transcript of the gene Sirt2, whose product is annotated as NAD-dependent protein deacetylase sirtuin-2-like. Bases 49 to 1296 code for a protein of 415 amino acids. Lineage: Eukaryota; Metazoa; Arthropoda; Insecta; Lepidoptera; Noctuidae. The transcript is spliced from 7 exons. The record is from RefSeq and is a predicted model, not a curated record. Gene Ontology annotation, molecular function: NAD+ binding.
UAAACAUUUGUCCACACAAUAUCAGUGCAACGCAAACUGUAUUCGAGAAUGCGCCUCCAUUAUCUGUCAAAUAAACCGUGGCAAAAGUGGACAAAGGUUUCGAGUCGCAAUUUCAUUUAUUUACGCAAAAUGUCUGCAAAUUCUCCGCCUGGAAAGAGUGAUGGGGAUGACCCUGUGGAUCAGGCAGUGCCGAGCGUCCCGCCAAAUCCUGUGGAGAGCUUAGGAGCUCGUAUUAGGGACUUGGAUGUGGAUUCCAUUCGUCGGUAUUUGGCCCAGAAACUCGGGUUUUACGAGCCGCCAGAAACAACAAGUGCGCCUGUUGAGCAGGUGUUGGAUGAAGUAAACUUAGACGGCAUUGUCAAAUGGAUUAAAAGUGAACGCUGCAAAAAUAUAAUCACUCUGGCCGGGGCGGGUAUUUCAACAUCGGCAGGCAUCCCGGACUUCCGUAGCCCUGAAACGGGUCUCUACCACAACCUUCAAAAAUAUGAUCUUCCAGAGCCACAGGCAAUAUUCGAGAUAAACUUCUUCAGACAAAAUCCCAAGCCGUUCUUUAUGCUAGCCAAGGAAUUGUACCCUGGAAGCUUCAAACCCACGAUCUCACAUUAUUUCAUAAGGCUUUUACAUGAAAAAGGUCUACUUCUUCGCCACUACACCCAAAACAUAGACACAUUGGAGCGAGGAGCUGGCAUUCCUGAGGAGAAACUAGUAGAAGCUCACGGCACCUUCUACACUUCACACUGUCUUGACUGCCGCAAGGAAUAUAAUCUUGAAUAUGUCAAAGAGCGUAUAUUUGCGGACCAAAUUCCAAUCUGCACGGACUGCCCAGGCGUUGUGAAGCCAGACAUAGUGUUCUUUGGAGAGAGCCUGCCUGACCGGUUCCAGCGGUGUCUGCAGGAAGACUUCCAGCAGUGUGACAUGCUCAUCAUCAUGGGAUCCUCACUUGAAGUCCAGCCUUUCGCCUCACUUAUUGAUAUGGUUCCGGAUUGGUGUCCUCGGCUACUGAUAAACCGUGAGAAAGCUGGAGUGAGGUCCCCACUGCUGCGUCUGUGGGGAGUGAUGAGCGGAGGCCUGCAGUUGGAUGAGGAUGCUGUACGGGAUGUAGCCCGCCUUGGAGACUGUGAUGAUGGAUGCCAGGAUCUCGCUGAUAGACUGGGAUGGGGGGACGAGCUACGCGCGUUAGUAGCGAGCGACCACGCGCGUUUGGAUCUCGCCAACGCCUUGUCUACGCCCCACGCGUCCUGCGUGCCACCGACCCCAGCACCACUGCUUAUACCACCAGCGGACCCUAAACUAUGAGUACAGACUUAAACAUAUACUUUAUUAGGUCUCUAUCUAUGAAAUUGUCAGGAAAAGGACAAUUUCAUAAAUAUAACCUACUAUUUAUUACAUAUUAGCUAAACGGCCUGCUUCACUUAAUAACAAUAUACUUAAAAAAUAUAGUAAUUAUACCAAUUUGGGCUGUAUAAACCGAAAAUGUGUAUAUGGUAUGUCAAUGGUAAAAAAAUAGUAAUGCAAUGAAAUAUACCUACGCUAAUGAUUUUUAAUUGAAUUGAGUAUGGCACCUACGACAAAAUUAUCUCUACAUAUAUAAAAAUCAAUUGCUGUUCGUUAGUCUCGCUAAAACUCGAAAACGGCUGGACCCAUUUGGCUAAUUUUGGUCUUGAAUGAUUUGUGGAAGUCCAGGGAAGGUUUAAAAGGUGGGAACAAAAUGUUUUAGGCGGUACGAAUUUUGCCGGGCCAGCUAGUUAUGAAAUAAAAAUUUGUGUGCCUAAAAGUUCAUCAAAAUAUAAUACUUUUUGUUUCAUAUUUAUCUCAUGGUAUGUAUAAUCCAGAAUGAAAUAUUAAAUAAACAGUGAAGUAGGCCUCAUGGGUAACUGGAUUAUAGUGUAAACUUAUGUUUUCAGUCAGAUAUAAGUUAAAUAAAUAAUAAUAAAAUAAAAUACAAUAUUUUCCUUCCAACACUAAAGAGAAAAUAUUGAACGAGAAAAAAUUGUAAACUGACUUUAAAAUCCAAAAAUAAUACUUAUGGAUUUAUUUAAAAAAAAAUAAGAUCCAUAAAAAGAACUAGGUACUUACCAUAGUUGUGAUCGAAAUGGACUUUACAUUGACAUAAUUUUUUAAUUUAUUGUUUUUAUUUUUAUUCAACAUUUAUAAUUAUUCCAGAUUGAUACAAAUUAGAAAAGUAGUAGAGGCUGUAUACGUGUUACUUGUGCCUCAAAAAGUAAUUUAUUUACGGUUUUUAGUUAUUUAUUUCUUAUUUAUUGCAGUAAUAUUUGGGUUAAUUUAUGUUUCAAACAUUUUUCUUGGAUAUAAUUACUUUUAAUUUGAUAUUGCAUGUUGUCUAGUUUCGACAUAAAUAAGUUACCAAUAGCAAUGGGCUUCCUGACUUAAAACAUCAAAAUUUUUAAUGUAUUUAGUAGAUUUCUGAGUACUAAUUUUAUUAUAGACUACCUAAAUUGUUUAGUGGGUUAGUAUUUUUAUUCUAGAGCUGUAUUCGCCAGCAAUACUUGUGUUGAAUAUAAUAUCAAUCAAUGUUUAAAUAUUUUUGACUACCUUAGGCAUUAAAGUACAGAUAAAAUCAUUAUUAAAUACUAAUUGUGUUGCCUUAACUAUGUAUUUAUAUUGUAGAUCAAGGUGAUGGAUCUAGUAAUAUAAAAAAUAGAUGGAUUUAAAAUUAUGGUCAUAGAAUUUUCCUUUACAUAAGCUGUUUCUAAAUUGUCAAUAUCUUCUGAAAUCUGUGGCUGCAACAUGGUCGUUCGAUGAUUAUACCUAUUAGUCAACCAUUGCGAAAGUAGGACUAUGAAUCUAAAAUAAAAAGAGCUAUAAAUGAUGCCUAAUAUGUCUAUGUACUACGAGGAUUGCGAGAAGCACUCUGCAUAGACUACAAAAUAAUUUAUUUGUUGACCAAUGGUGACCAAUAAGUGUAAAGGGUUUUUAUAAUAUAAAGAGUAGUCAAUAUAUAAAGAUCACUGAUUCAAUAGGCUCACUUCCUAUUACAUGGGACUUGUAACACAAAUGAUGAAAAGUGGGUGUACAUUGUAUAGCGGCAUUACGUGCCGUAAUGUGUACCUCUGCCUACCCCUCCAGGGAUAAAAGGUGUGAUGUUACGUCAAUAUAUAAAGGUGGUCGUCGACUAGUCAGCAUAGCGAUUUCUUAGUGACUUACACAUGGACCGACAGACAUCCACGAUACGGUAGUUUUAAUUGCAUGACCAAUAAUAACAACAAUUAUUUAAUUUAUAAGCCUUUUUAUUUUUAUAAUUUCAUGUGAUCUUCGUUUUAUUUUGUCUUAUUCAUUUGUUGUGUAUAAAAAAUAAAGUUGCAUUUCUAAUUCUGCCUUCAAAAACUUCCAUUUAUAAUUAUAAUUGUAGACAUUUUAAAAUUCCUAUAGUCGAUAGUUUUAAACAGGUCUUAUGAUACAGAUAUUGUAGUAACAAUAGCGUGCUAAAAAUCAGUACAUACAUAUUUAUAUUAUACAUAUAAAUUUUCUUAGCGAUAUACCUAUUUUCUAAGGGGUGUGUAGUAAUAGUUUUGCAGUGUAUUUUAGCAGGAUCGCCGAUAAUUUAGGAUUGGUUGAUAAUGUAGUUCCUUAAUAAUGUGUAACCAUGCUCUCAAAUACAUAUUUUACAAUAAAAAAUCAGCUUGAUGCAUACAUAGUGUUCAGAAUAAUAGAAAAUAGAAUAUAAUAUUCAAUGUUUAUCUCCAUAAUUGCAUAAUCCAACAAAAAUAGACUGUAAAGUAACAUUUAGGAUUGAAAUAAUAGGCCUUAUGUAUGUACAUUUACCUAUUUAUUAUGUAACCGAGUUACCGGUCGUAUAGAGGGGACUACGCAAAGCAAAAGCAUAUUUAUUAUGAUAUAAUAUACUCAAGCAAUAAUACAGCCUUAUAUAUCAACUAUUUUGAAUAUAAUAAACCAUUUAAUAAUGUUGAUGCAGAAUACAAAUUUUAUAUAAAUUGUAAAUUGAAUAAAUCAACCGUAUAUUUUUUGUUUUUAUUUUUCGAUAAUAUGGAAUUAUGGACAUUCAUAAGUUUUGUUCUGAAAUAUGUAUUUGCUUUAUUUUUAAUGUUCGUAUGUACUUGCAAUUUAUAUAAACCGUUGUAAGCCAUAUUUGAGAAAAUAAACGCAUAAUAUUUAUUAUAAA